Seminavis robusta is the source of this 1446-nucleotide messenger RNA. The record is from the annotation of a GenBank genome assembly. Lineage: Eukaryota; Bacillariophyta; Bacillariophyceae; Naviculales; Naviculaceae.
AUGAGCUGGGUUCAAGCUGCCAAUACUCCCUUCUUGUUGACGCAGCUCUUCAACCGAAGUAUUGACUCUCACAAUGACAAGCUAAAGUGCAUAGGAUGGCGUAGAACAGAAAAUUGCAGCCCUCUUGGGUCGGUCAUUGAGGACAAGAACCGACCUGUAGGUUUUCUCAGGAGCUUCCUUUACAAUAGAAAAUCAUGUAAUCAACAGAUACCAGUUUAUGGGGAUGAGUCAGGAUAUUGUGAGAUGGAAACAAGGGCAGGGCAAGUGGUUAAAGUCUUCCAAAAAGGAUGCCAAGAAGGAGUCCAUCAUGCUGGGCGUCCAGAAGCACAUUUCUCAUGCCACAUGGCAGCUUCCUUUCUGAAGUACAAGAACCGAAUGAUGAGCUAUGAGCCUGAUAAACCCAUCGCAAUUUCUGAUCAUGCAGUUCCUUUCAGAGGAAUUGUUAUGCAGGUGUAUGGGAGAAUCUUACCAAGUGUUUAUUCCCUUGUCAAAGUCUUGAGAGAAUUUCAUGGUUGCAAGCUUCCCAUAGAGUUAUGGUCUGGACCUGGGGAAGUCACUGAGUCUGAUCCUGUGGUCCAGCAGCUAUUGGCAGAAACUAACACCACUCUUCGAAUCAUCAGUGAUGCAUCCAUCACAUCAUACAUGUCCAAACCAUACAGCAUUGUACACAGUCAAUUUGAUCAGGUUCUGUGGUUGGACAGUGACAACUUUCCCUCCCGGGACCCCUCAUUUCUGUUUGAGACUGUGGAGUUUCAGCAAAAUGGUGCCAUAUUCUGGAAAGACUUUUGGAGGCCUCAGAUGAAUGACUUUUUUCUCACCAAGUCUUCCUUGGCAUGGGAGCUGUUUGAUAUCCCACCUGAUUCACCAAUUCGUGAAGAAAUGGAGAUGGAGGCUGGUCAGCUUGUAAUUGACCGCAGAAGAUCCAGGAAGGCCCUUAAUGCCCUCUUGUUUUUGACCAUGACAUUCAAAGAAAUCAUAGAGCCCAUGGACCUCCUUCUGGGAGACAAGGAUCUCUUCAGGUUUGCUUUUCAUGCCACCAACACCCCAUUCUACUACAUGGAGAAGCCAUCUGGUUUUGCUGGAGUUUCUACUAAGUCUUGGUCGUCGUUCAAUAGCAAAAAGGUGUGCAGUCAUACCAUGAUGCAACCUGACCCAAUGGGAAAUCCACUCUUCUUUCACAGGAACUUAGCAAAGCUUGUAGACCGCAAUAGUCUUCAGAAGAUUUGGGAGAAGGGCAUGAGGUUCAUUGGUGCCUCUGAUGCCCAGUACCAUGUAGACAUGUUUAGAAACCAAUCCAGACCAGAGGGGUGUUUUGCACCAUCAGAUCCUGCUUACUUUGAGGAAUUGGACUUUGGAAUAGGAUCCAAUGUGUCCCAGUUUGAAGACAAAAUCUUGUUUUAUGCUGGUGAAGCUUUGUCAAUUCUUGAGAAAGCAAUGAAUGGCUAG